ACAGCAGCUCUCAGUCAGACACAGUCUGACUGAGAGCUGCUUGCCAGGAGAACUCAGGAACAUGGCUUCAAUGUUUUUAUGCCUCACGCUUCUCUUCAUCACCAUCUGCACAACAGGUAUGUCUUAAAGACAUAAACACCUGGAUGUGUUCUCCUACAUUCAGACAGAUUGGUAUGGACUCAAAUUGUGAUGGAUAUGAACUUUACAAUUCAGAUCGCUGCUUGUUUAACUCCACUGAGCUGCAAGAUGUCGAGUUCAUCAGAUCUUGCUAUUACAACAAGAUAGAGUUUGUCAGGUUCAGCAGUGAUGUGGGGAAGUUUGUUGGAUACACUGAUUUUGGUAUGAAGAAUGCAGAGAUGUGGAACAAAGAUCAGGGAUACCUUGCUGCAAUGAGAGCUCAGAAAGAGACGUACUGCAAACACAACAUUGACCUCUGGUACACAAAUGUUCUUUCUAAGUCAGUGACACCAUCAGUCAGACUUCACUCCACGAUGGCUCCUGGUUGUCACCAUCCUGCCAUGUUGGUCUGCAGCGUCUAUGACUUCUACCCCAAACUGAUCAAAGUGAGCUGGUUGAGAAAUGGACAGGAAAUAACCUCUGACAUCACUUCCACUGAAGAGUUUGCAAAUGGUGAUUGGCUCUACCAGGUCCACUCCCACUUGGAGUACAUACCCAGGUCUGGAGAGAAGAUCUCCUGUAUGGUGGAGCACGCCAGCCUGGAGAAACCAUUGAUUAUUAACUGGGUCCCUCCCAUGCCUGAAACAGAGAGACUGAUCAUCGUUGGAGCCGUAGGACUGAUCCUGGGUCUGAUCUUGUUUCUGGCUGGAGUCAUCUACAGGAGGAAGAGUGGAGAUACAUCUUUGGCUCACAGGUUCAGUGAGAAACAGGCAGAGGACUGGAGCAAAGAUGCUGCAGCUCUGAGCUUGUGGAGACCUCAGAAGGAGAAGUUCUUCAAACCCGACUCUGAGCUCUGCUUCACAAAUGUUCUGCCUAAGUCAGUGAUGCCAUUGGUCAGGCUUCACUCCAUGCCACCCUCUGGUGGUCGUCAUCCUGCCUUGGCGCUCUGCAGAGUCUACGACUUCUUCCCCAAGCAGCUCAAAACCAGGACUGAUGCUGGUUCCCAGUAGUUGUUCCUGACUGUGGACCUGGAGCUGGUUCUGCUUCUGUCUGAUAGCUGGAAGCAAAAGCAGCAGCAGCUGGCAGCUCUGUGUUUGAUCCAGGCUGUUAGAGUCAGGCUGAAUGUGGACCGAGGUGUGUCUGCUGGAGCCUCAGUGGUGGAGUCAUCA
Messenger RNA from Oreochromis niloticus (Nile tilapia), 1286 nucleotides. Its product is annotated as H-2 class II histocompatibility antigen, E-S beta chain. Gene Ontology annotation, biological process: antigen processing and presentation; immune response. Bases 144 to 1127 code for a protein of 327 amino acids. The transcript is spliced from 9 exons. Gene Ontology annotation, cellular component: membrane; MHC class II protein complex. The record is from RefSeq and is a predicted model, not a curated record. NCBI's taxonomy places the organism in Eukaryota, Metazoa, Chordata, Actinopteri, Cichliformes, Cichlidae.